AUGCGGCAGUAUGUUGCACUGCUUCUGGCAGGUUCGGCGACUGCCUUCCUAGCCCCAAGAUCGGAAACGCAGGCUCCGUAUAUCGUCCCAAGAGAUGAGGACAUCGUAGCUGAGCAUUACAUCGUCAAGCUUCGUGACGACCAUAACCUGGAAGACCACUUCACCAACAUCGGCCUCAACGUCACCGAAGUGGCAACUGAAUUCGAGAACUGGGAUCUCUUGAACGCCUACCACUUUGUCAUCCCCGAGGGCAACAGCUAUAUCGUCCACGAUCUCAUCCGCCGCGAUCCAGGUGUUGUGCGCGUUACUCACAACCACAAUGUGAGCCCUGAGCGCUCGGCCGAUGAGUACGCGCCAUCUGAACCGCCUGCUGGGGUAGUGGACGAGGAAUACUCCCGUUCUAGAUCACGUACCAAGAACCUGAAGGCUCGACAAGAUGGGUGUGGCGAGGUCCCACUCGAUUACGACAGUGAAACCCGCAAGAACACGCAGUGGAACUUGGCCAUGAUUGCUGCAGGCAGAAAGAUCACCGAGCAGCUCCAGGGUGACAUCUAUAAGGAGGAUCACCAGGCAGAAUGGUUGUCGAAUGCUGGCAAGGGUGUUGAUAUUUACAUUUUUGACAGCGGCAUUCGUCUUUCGCACAAGGCCUUUGGUGGGCGAGCAAGCCAUUUCAAUGGCAAGAAGAGUAACGAUAAGUCUCCGUAUUGCAAUACUGCUAAAAUGGUACGUCGAUACUCCACAUGA
This is a messenger RNA of Colletotrichum siamense, 744 nucleotides long. RefSeq lists its product as uncharacterized. The record is from RefSeq and is a predicted model, not a curated record. Gene Ontology annotation, molecular function: serine-type endopeptidase activity. The transcript has a single exon. Lineage: Eukaryota; Fungi; Ascomycota; Sordariomycetes; Glomerellales; Glomerellaceae. Gene Ontology annotation, biological process: proteolysis. The coding region runs from base 1 to 744 and encodes 247 amino acids.